This is a messenger RNA of Suillus subalutaceus, 1448 nucleotides long. RefSeq names its product kinase-like domain-containing protein. The record is from RefSeq and is a predicted model, not a curated record. Bases 262 to 1200 code for a protein of 312 amino acids. NCBI's taxonomy places the organism in Eukaryota, Fungi, Basidiomycota, Agaricomycetes, Boletales, Suillaceae. The transcript is spliced from 8 exons. Gene Ontology annotation, molecular function: ATP binding; protein kinase activity. Gene Ontology annotation, biological process: protein phosphorylation.
UGAUGCAUGAUGCCUUCUGGACGGAACUUCGAGUUGUGUUGGGCUUACACUGCGUCUCACAGUUUUUGAGUUUACUAAAAGUUUCAUCCAAACUGGCAGUCCCGGAGUUUUAAUGAUGGUCUGAUAAUCCCCACCACGCGAUACCUGUCGAACGUCUGAUAUACCUGCAAAACCAACCGCUUAACUUAGACAACGACAUCGCACAGCUGCCUUUCGCCCCCUUGAACGCUCGGCAUAGCCUGGCACUAUUACUAUCUUGCAAUGGGCAAUUGCUGUCCUCAAAAAUCUAUGCAGAAGAGAAAUGGCAGUUCCCAGUCGCCUCACCGAGUUGAUUUCAAAAUCGAGCCACGUAAUAUUUCCGUGACAGAGGUCAAAAAACUUGAGUCGUAUCCCAGUGGUACCGGAGGGCUCGGUGAUGUCUGGAUGUGUUCUUGGUCUCGAAAGUCUCAGGUUGGAACAUAUAAGGUUGCGGUCAAAUCAGUUAGGAUUCCUCAAGCAAAUGAUACAGAACUGGUGAAUAGGACAAGCAAGAGGAUUCGUCGCGAGGCUUAUGUUUGGAUCACCCUAGAGCAUGAAAAUAUUCUCACCUUUAAUGGUGUUAUCGAUGGCUUUGGGCCACUCCCUGCACUAGUCUCUCCGUGGAUGGAAAAUGGAUCGCUCGAUAGCUAUCUGAAACAGGAAUGCGUUCCUUCCAAGGCCGAAAUAUUGAGAAUGUUGAGACAGAUAGCGGCCGGCCUCAAAUAUUUACACGACAAAGGAGUGGUCCAUGGUGAUUUGACAUGUACCAACGUUCUAAUUAGCGCCGACGGGCGUCUCCAUCUUGCAGACUUUGGUCUCUCAAUGAUCCUUUCAGAAUCGCAAAACUCUACCUUCAAUUCGUGUCACCAAGGAAAUGUGCGCUGGAUGGCGCCUGAGAUGCUUUCUUUACCUGAGCAAGGGGGAGUGGUGAUGCCAACCAAAGCCGCCGAUGUUUACUCAUAUGGCUGUAUCAUGCUUCAGCUUUUUUGUGGAUAUGUACCUUACGUCUGGCUAACGCAAGCGUACCACGUAAUUGCAGCAAGAGUCGCAGGAACAGAACCCUUCCGUCAAUUCACUGACGUCGAAUAUGUACACAAGGAGUAUUCAUUGAAAUGCAUAUCUGUCAAAUCCGGAGAUCGACCUGUGGCCUCAGCGAUUGUCGAGUUCUUAGGAGCAGAGUAACAACAAAUAUGAAUGAACUAGCCCAGGAUACUGUGUACUCAAAACGACAUCUGAGUCCUUCGCUAUUUACCACUGCCUUGUUUACAUAUGCUAUGAGGCCUGCAGGUCUUGCAUGCAGUCUGCUGGCAUAUAAGUACUGCUCCUACAUAAACACGAAUACAGCUAGCAGUGUAUCAUACGACACCGAGAAGCGAGAGUAAUACAUGGAGUAACAUGAUAUAUACUAUGGUAAUAGGACACAACCGGAG